Messenger RNA from Cicer arietinum (chickpea), 2310 nucleotides. RefSeq names its product beta-amylase 8. The record is from RefSeq and is a predicted model, not a curated record. Lineage: Eukaryota; Viridiplantae; Streptophyta; Magnoliopsida; Fabales; Fabaceae. Gene Ontology annotation, biological process: polysaccharide catabolic process. Gene Ontology annotation, molecular function: beta-amylase activity.
AUGAAGAGUAUAAACGAAGAUGCUUCCGUACUAAAUCUCGACCCUCAGAGCGACCACAGUUCCGAUUACUUAGCUCAGCCUCAACCCCGCCGUCCACGUGGCUUCGCUGCGGCGGCGAUGGGGACCAAUUCCACCGGAAAAGGAAAAAAGGAGAGAGAAAAAGAGAAGGAGCGAACGAAGCUCCGUGAACGACACCGUCGAGCUAUUACCAGUCGCAUGUUGGCUGGACUCCGUCAGUAUGGUAAUUUCCCUCUUCCGGCGCGUGCUGACAUGAAUGACGUACUCGCUGCUCUCGCGCGUGAGGCUGGUUGGAUUGUUGACGCCGAUGGAACUACUUACCGCCAGUGUCCCCCUGCUUCUAACAUGGGAUCAUUUGCGGCAAGGUCAGUUGAAAGUCAACUAUCUGGUGGUUCUUUGAGAACUUGUUCUGUUCAGGAAACACUAGAGAAUCAGCCACCGGUAGUACUUAGAAUUGAUGAAUGUUUGUCGCCUGCAUCUAUUGAUUCUGUUGUAAUUGCAGAAAGGGACUCGAAGAAUGGGAAAUAUGCAAGUGUAAGCCCCAUCAAUUCAGUUGACUGCUUGGAGGCUGAUCAGCUUAUGCAAGAUAUUCAUUCCGGGGUGCAUGAAAGUGAUUUCAAUUGCACACCAUAUGUUCCUGUUUACAUAAAACUUCCAGCUGGUAUUAUUAACAAAUUUUGCCAGUUGAUUGAUCCUGAAGGCAUUAGACAGGAGCUAAUUCAUAUUAAGUCCUUAAAUAUUGAUGGUGUUGUUGUGGAUUGUUGGUGGGGCAUUGUUGAAGGCUGGAGCCCACAGAAAUAUGUGUGGUCUGGUUAUAGGGAGCUUUUUAACAUUAUCAGAGAAUUCAAGCUGAAUUUGCAAGUUGUUAUGGCAUUUCAUGAAUGUGGAGGGAAUGAUUCUAGCGAUGCAUUGAUUUCCCUCCCACAGUGGGUUUUGGAUAUUGGAAAAGAAAAUCAGGAUAUAUUUUUCACAGAUCGUGAAGGGCGGAGGAAUACUGAAUGCCUAUCUUGGGGAAUUGACAAAGAGCGAGUUCUCAAAGGAAGAACUGGAAUUGAGGUCUAUUUUGAUAUGAUGAGAAGCUUUCGGACAGAGUUUGAUGACCUGUUUGCAGAAGGGUUAAUUUAUGCUGUAGAAAUUGGACUUGGAGCAUCUGGGGAGCUGAAAUACCCUUCCUUUUCGGAAAGGAUGGGGUGGAGGUAUCCUGGUAUCGGUGAGUUUCAGUGCUAUGAUAAAUACCUGCAACAUAGUCUGCGGAGAGCAGCCAAACUACGUGGUCACUCUUUCUGGGCUAGAGGACCUGAUAAUGCUGGGCACUACAACUCUAUGCCACAUGAGACUGGAUUCUUUUGUGAGCGGGGCGACUAUGACAACUAUUAUGGACGCUUCUUCUUGCAUUGGUACUCCCAGACUUUAACAGACCAUGCAGAUAAUGUUUUGUCUCUUGCAAGCCUUGCUUUUGAGGAAACAAAAAUUAUUGUCAAGGUUCCUGCUGUAUACUGGUGGUACAAGUCUCCUAGUCAUGCAGCAGAGUUGACAGCAGGAUAUCACAACCCCACAAAUCAGGAUGGAUACUCUCCUGUGUUUGAGGUUCUGAGAAAACAUGCUGUCACAAUGAAAUUUGUCUGCUUAGGAUUUAAUCUUUCCAGCCAGGAAGCUAAUGAGUCGUUGGUUGAUCCAGAGGGGUUGAGUUGGCAGGCAUUAAACUCAGCUUGGGAACGGGGGUUGAUCACUGCUGGAGAGAAUGCACUCUUUGGCUAUGAUAGAGAAAGGUACAAGCGAUUGGUUGAGAUGGCGAAGCCCAGAAAUGAUCCUGAUCACAGACACUUUUCAUUCUUUGUUUAUCAGCAACCGUCUUUGCUUCAGGGAAAUGUUUGCUUGUCAGAAUUGGAUUUCUUCAUCAAAUGCAUGCAUGGUGAGAUGACAGGAGAUCUGUGAUGGGCGCAAAUUUUACUUUUACUUUUUAACUAUGCCAUUUUGUGGAGGGUAAUUACCAUGUUGUGGCUUCAUAGCGACAUGCCUGCAGUGCAAUGUCAUCUUUAACGUCAUUUAUAUAUACAAUAUUUAUAGGCUUCAGGAUAUGGUUAUGUAAAUGAGUCAAAAAAAAUGGUUAUGUAAAGUCAGAAUUUAAAUUUCUUAAAAAAACCAUAAUUCUGAGUUCUAUGAAUUAUCAGUGGAAAAAAACAUCAGUUUGAUGAAUUCCAUUGUGUUUUUUUUUUUUUGUUAACAUGAAUUUCAUUCUGUAUAAAUGAUAAAAUUGGUAAAUGUAUGAUGGUGGAUGGCAAGAUUUUAUGA